AUGGACAAAGAAAACCAGACCAUGGUGACAUUUUUCAUUCUUAAAGGACUUUCUGAAUUUCCAGAACUGCAGUCAUUUACCUUCCUUAUGAUUCUUUUGAUUUAUCUCAUCACUGUUGGGGGCAAUCUGACAAUUCUUCUACUUGUCUACAUAGAUGCUCAACUGCACACUCCCAUGUAUUUCUUGCUUGCGAACCUAUCUCUUAUGGACAUGUGCUCCACCACCGUAACCCUACACAAGCUCCUCACAAGCUUCAUAUCAAGGGACUACACCAUAUCUUUCCAGGCUUGUAUGGCACAAAUGUUUUUAUUUUCCUCUUUGGCCAGAGAUGAGAUGUUUAUAUUGACAGCAAUGAGCUAUGACCGAUACGUUGCCAUCAGUAACCCCUUGCGUUAUCCAGUAAUCAUGAGUCAUAGAGUUUGUUCUCUGUUGGCCAUGGUAUGCUGGGUAUUUGGUUUUAUAGAAAUGAUACCUUACCUUGUGUUACUGUCAACAUUUUCCUGUUAUAGAGCUAAUAUAAUUGACCACUUUUACUGUGACAUGGUACCUCUAAUGAAACUAUCCUGCAGUGAUAUCUCUGUUUUGGAGAUGUUAAUCUACACAGAUGGGCUGUUUUUUGCUUCCACGCCAUUUUGUCUUACGUUUCUUUCUUACAUUUUCAUUAUCAUCACCAUAUUAAAGAUUCAAAACACCAAUGGGAGACUUAAAGCCUUUUAUACAUGUUCCUCCCAUCUGACAGUUGUCAUCAUCUUGUAUUCAACUCUUUUCUUUUUAUACUUGAGUCCCUCAGACAGUUUGGUCUCAAAGAAAACAUCGUCUCUGUUGAACACGGCUGUUGUCCCUUUCUUAAACCCAAUCAUUUACAGUUUGAAAAAUAAAGAUGUAAAGUCGGCCCUUAGAAGACAUCUGCGUCACUGUAAGGUUAUAUUUUUAGGGCAGAUUAGCAAAUUUUUACAUUUAUGA
Bombina bombina (fire-bellied toad) is the source of this 963-nucleotide messenger RNA. Its product is annotated as olfactory receptor 8D1-like. Lineage: Eukaryota; Metazoa; Chordata; Amphibia; Anura; Bombinatoridae. The record is from RefSeq and is a predicted model, not a curated record. Gene Ontology annotation, biological process: G protein-coupled receptor signaling pathway. Gene Ontology annotation, cellular component: membrane. Gene Ontology annotation, molecular function: olfactory receptor activity; G protein-coupled receptor activity. The coding region runs from base 1 to 963 and encodes 320 amino acids. The transcript has a single exon.